CGUUGCGUCUUCCGCAACACGCGGUCGAUAUCACCAUAUCAUCCACAUACACAAGACACACAUGUCCAAAAUGGGGGCAACAAUAAUACCAGCACCCCACCGGUGCUUCAAUAUGCGGAACCCUCUCGCCAAGGCCCUCGUCCUUUUCAUCUCAGUAUCCCUUUUCGGCACUCUACUCCUACAGCAGAGCGGAGACAUCGACGUCCGCGCAGCGUUCCUUAAGACGGCCAGUACUGCCAAGGACGCCGUAUCCUCCUCUCAACGACCACUCGGUAGCAACCACCCACAAUCAGGAUGGGGAGGAGACAGUGUCCAUACUCCGGUCGAGGUGACUGGAGACCACCAGCCAGAUCAUCCCAACGAGCUGGCCAACAUCACCGCCAACGGGAACAUGCACUGUGACUACGACAUGGACCGCUUGAGGGAAUGGAAGAAGAAAUACAAGCUUCAAGACCGCUUCGAGUACACACGCCGCUACAUCCAAGUCUCGCGCCAGCCCAUCGCCCGCAAGUCUCUCACCAAGCUCGACCAGGACUUCCUUUCUGAUCACGUCAAGGUUGUCGACGUCAACAAGCACUACCAGCCCGAGGCCUGCCCGGCUCCUCUCGUCGUGCCCGUCUCCCGCUCACCCUACCCCUCGACCGCCAACGCCUCCGACUUCAUGUUUGGCGUCUCCACCACCUACAAGCGCUUCAUCGACCCCAAGACCAACCCAACCAACGAGUGGAAGUACUGGCUUACCGACAACAACGGCUCAUCCAACGGCGGCAAACUCUUGCUGAUGCUCAUGGGUGCCUCUGACUCGGAAAUGGCCGACGUGCGCGAGCAGCUCACUUCGGUCGGCAUCGAUGUCGACGUCUACCGCUCUUCGCCCUCUGACGAAAUGGCCGUCCGCUAUCUGACUCUAGUCCCCACGCUGUACAACCACCCCCUCCGUUCCCAAAAGAAAUGGCUUGUGACGUGCGACGACGACACCUUCUUCCCCUCGUUGCACGCUCUGAUCGCCCAGUUCGAAACCUACGACCACACCAAGCCCAAGUACAUUGGCACCUUCUCCGAAGACUCUAACAACGUCAUGCGCCACGGAGAGCAAGCCUUUGGCGGCGCCGGCGUUUUCCUCUCGGUCCCACUUGCUGCCCUCGUCACUGAGAACUUUGCGCAGUGCAAGAGUCCGGAGAAGAUCAAGGAAGCCAACACGGGCUGGGGACCCCAGGGUGAUGUUUUGCUGAGGAAGUGCAUCUACGAACACUCGCCCGUCCGCCUCACUCUUUUGGACUCGCUCUGGCAGCUGGACAUGCUCGGUGAUCCGUCUGGGUUCUACGAGUCCGGCAUUCAACCCCUUUCUCUGCACCACUACCGCGGCGGAGGCUGGCAUUCUGCUCUGCCCUUCCACUACACCAAGGUCUCCCACCUGUGUGGAGAGGAGUGCAUGAUGCAGCGCUUCAUGACGGCCGACGACUUCGUCAUUAGCAACGGGUUCUCGGUGGCGUAUUACCCUGAGGGCACCGACGAUUUGGAUUUCGACCAGCUGGAGGGCACUUUCCGCUCCGCGCCGGAUUAUAAGGGCUGGAACUUGGAUUUCAAGUGGGGACCGCAGCGCGCGGGGUUGGCCAAGACGGGGAGGAAGUUGAGCUGGGAUUUGCAAGAGGCCAAGAUUAUCUGGGAGGAUGACGAGCAGAAGGCUGCAGAGGGGGGAAACAAGAGAGACCAGAGUGAUGAAGGGCAGAAUGGAUCUGCCCAGCAAGAGAAGAAGAAGAAGGGAGAGAGGAGAAAGGUCAAGGAAGUCAGACAGAUUUAUGUCAGGAAGCAUGAUGAUUGGAGGUGGAAGCUGGCGGAUGGCGCGACGCCAAUGAGCCGGUUCGACGGCGUGGUGGAGCUUGUUUGGUUGCCUGAUACGAAGGAGGAUCGAUAGAGAUGGGAGAUGGGUUUUGCACUGGGAUCAGGAUAGAUCAUUCCACAGGCAGAGGAAGGUACCUCUAUUUAAACUUACCUGUUAAGAUUCAAUGUUUUAUUACUUUUAUUUGGACACAAGUUUCCAUCUUUUA
Molecule: messenger RNA, 2045 nt
Organism: Neurospora tetrasperma FGSC 2508
Lineage: Eukaryota; Fungi; Ascomycota; Sordariomycetes; Sordariales; Sordariaceae
Exons: 2
Coding region: 62-1912 (616 amino acids)
Cellular component (GO): membrane
Molecular function (GO): acetylglucosaminyltransferase activity
Source: RefSeq, a predicted model, not a curated record